UUAUCAUCCACUCACAUAAGAAGGCAUCGGCAUCCCCAAUCACCAAAUCGACAAGCAACUAAGCAAGAAAGCAUGUCUGACGACGAUGCCGCGGGAAGCCCGCGGCUGAGCCUGAGCGGUUUCAGCUCCCUCUUCUCCAUCUCCACCACCACCCCGCAUCCUCACCACCACCACCACCACGACCUGCCGCCGCCCUCUCUCUCCCUCAGCAUCGGCACCGGCGGGGAGGAGCAUGAGGAGGACCAGGUCGUCAGCAGCGGCCAGGGGACCACCGCCCGUGUCCGGAUGAUGAAGAACCGGGAGUCCGCGCUGCGCUCCAGGGCCAGGAAGAGGGCCUACGUGCAGGAGCUCGAGAAGGAGGUCCGCCGGCUCGCCGACGACACCCUCAGACUGAAACGACAAUUCAGACAGGUACGCGCGCGCGUCCUACACCAUUGUCCUCGUCCAUCUCCCUUCAGUUCCUGCCUUUUGCUGGUUUCUCUGCGCGCGGUUGAUUAACUCAAACUCUCCUCCAUGCAUG
Lolium rigidum is the source of this 520-nucleotide messenger RNA. RefSeq names its product protein FD-like. The transcript has a single exon. The record is from RefSeq and is a predicted model, not a curated record. Bases 73 to 498 code for a protein of 141 amino acids. Gene Ontology annotation, molecular function: DNA-binding transcription factor activity. Lineage: Eukaryota; Viridiplantae; Streptophyta; Magnoliopsida; Poales; Poaceae. Gene Ontology annotation, cellular component: nucleus. Gene Ontology annotation, biological process: positive regulation of DNA-templated transcription.